Messenger RNA from Saprolegnia parasitica CBS 223.65, 287 nucleotides. RefSeq lists its product as hypothetical. The annotation marks the transcript as partial. Lineage: Eukaryota; Oomycota; Saprolegniomycetes; Saprolegniales; Saprolegniaceae. The record is from RefSeq and is a predicted model, not a curated record. The transcript has a single exon.
AUGCCCCGCGCCCUCUUACUACCUCCUAGCCACGCCGUCCUGGGCAACCCGGCGCUGGUCCGCGAGGUCGUGGCCUACCAAGGCGGUAUGACGCACGCCGUUCGCGCCGAAUACCAAGCGUGGCGCGCCUUUGUGACCGAAAUGCAGGAAGAUGGCAUGUACAGCGUGUUUGGCCUCCUUCGCUCGAUGCUGCUCUCGUCGUUGACGGACACGCGCUUCAUGCUGCACCAGGCCAUCAUUGAGAACCGGCCGGAGAGCGUCCUUUGCCUUGUCGAGCACGAGCCCAA